Lactuca saligna is the source of this 1707-nucleotide messenger RNA. The record is from the annotation of a GenBank genome assembly. NCBI's taxonomy places the organism in Eukaryota, Viridiplantae, Streptophyta, Magnoliopsida, Asterales, Asteraceae.
AUGUUUCCGCCGUUCUGGUUUGGGGGUGUGACAACCAAGACCAGGUUUUGUCGCCUGCUAGGGUUUUCUCGAGGUUGUGAUUUGGUUGAUCCUGAAACUAUCUGCAACUAUGCUCUUUUGGAAAUGUUCUAUAAUAUGGGCUAUCAUGAAUAUCUUGUUAUCAUCUUCAAAUUCAAGAAGCCUAACCUUCCUCCUAUGUGGAAUGGUUUAUUUACUUUACUAUUCAAGAGGCUGACAAGCCAAAGAAAGGAGGAAAAAGAAAAGCGAAGGUUGGACCCUCCAAACCUGCUCAGAUUCCGAAGAAAAAGAAGUUAUCCAAUCACAGGCAAAGAACUCCAACUCCAAGAUAUUGUGUUCAGUGAUGACCAGGAUGACCUUGAGGAUUUACAUUACAGUCCUUUCAAUGUUCCCCGGUUUAGUGAUGGCGAUGCUCAUAUGACUCAUCGACAAUUCAAGGUUCUUCAAGUGAAGUUGGAUUGUUUGAUUGAAUUAUCCAAGACCUCCUUCAGCUCUAACUACUCAAUUGCAGCCCACAAUGCUUUACUAGAGACAAUGACGAAAGAUCAUACUGCAAACCUUGAAAAAGCAAAUAAAGUUGUUGAGGAUUCAUCGCAUGUCUGCAUGGAAACGACCGAAAAAGCCAAAAAACUAAUUUUUGAUGCUCAAACAUUUACGGGUACUUUCCAGACAUCCUUUGAAACAAAUGUUUCCAAAGCACAUAAGAUGAUUACCACUCUUGAAACUAUUCUUCACACUGAGAAGGAUGCUCUUGAGAAGAACAAGAUAAUGGAUCAUCUCACAGUCAAAAAUGAGAAGGUGAAAGUUCUCUUAGUAAAAUUAGUGCAUGAAAACUCCAAAAUUAACGAUCUUAAAUCUGAGAAAGCCGUUAUCAAAAGUUGUGUGGCUGAUUUGAAUGCUGCUUUGCACAAUUUAAUUGAGACUCGUGAUUCUCUCCUUACUGUCUCCGUUAAUCAGCAGUUAGCCAAGAAAUUCAAGCCCAUCUUCUCGAUGCUCGACAGGAUUGUAGGUGUUUCAGAAUCCUCUAUUCCAAAACAAGAGAACCCCGAGUCAAACAAACCGAAUGAUAAUGUAGCUUGGAGUUCGAUAGGAAAAGAAAAAGUGAUUGAUGAUGAUGGUGAUGAAGAAGAGGAUGAUGAUGUGAAAUUAAAGCGUAAAUCUUGCGAUGUAGAACUCAAUGAAAAUCUGCGACUAGCUAAGGAGGCCGAUGAAAAAGAAAAGGCACUUCGUGAAGCCCAAGUCACAUUUGAAACUGAGAUAAUUUUAUUUCCUUUGUGGUAUGUGGCGCAUAUAAUGAGUGAAGUAAUUGAUAAUUUAAGUGUGUACUGUCUAGAACCUGUUGUUUCAUUCGAACUGGAGACUACCUUCGAUUCGCAGCUUGAUCUGUUGAUGACUCCGAAGGCUUUCCAGUUUUGCUCCUUUGACAGGGUUGUGGAAAUUGAUCUUUCUGAUUCAGGUGUUGAUCAAAUGAUCUUCUCGUUUUUCCUGAAGCACAUGAAGCCUCAGUACAAAACCUGGAGCUUGAAGAAAAUCACAAUUGUGAAGGUUUCCAGCCCGAUUGGAGCUGAUAGUUUUCCAAAUGCUCGGUUCAAAGUUGCAAGAGGAGCUACAAGUCAAGUGUAUGAUUUUACUCUCACAGAUCUUCCAUUCCUGAACCCGUCUGAUUGGAUUUUGCUGCUUCAUUUAUAG